This is a messenger RNA of Bactrocera latifrons, 2373 nucleotides long. RefSeq lists its product as uncharacterized. The record is from RefSeq and is a predicted model, not a curated record. The coding region runs from base 1 to 2373 and encodes 790 amino acids. The transcript is spliced from 7 exons. NCBI's taxonomy places the organism in Eukaryota, Metazoa, Arthropoda, Insecta, Diptera, Tephritidae.
AUGGAUUCAUCGCGAGAGCAAUCUCCCGUCGAUGCCGGGGAAGAAAACGCUCGUAGAUAUGAAAGGCCGGAGGACCCGCCACUUGACGAGCGGCAACAGUUGACCGAACAACAGCAACAACAACAUUUGCUAGACAUCCAACAUGAGAGGCAGCAGCGGCAGCAGUUGCUAGAACAACGACAACUCGUCGAAGCAACAGUGCCACAUUUUGCGGUCGAAGAAGAAACUCAAGGUGUUGCUUCGGCUUCGGCCUCGGCUUCUGCCUCUGAUGCUGCUUACGAGGCUGAUGUCGAUGAUGUUGAUAUGCCAAUUCGGCGUCAAGCUGAACGCCAGCAUAUUUAUGAGCUUUUUCAACCCUGGGCAUUGAAGAAUUACGGCGAUCAAGCUAAGACUAAAACCAUAACAUUACGUAAGAAAACUCGCAUUUUGAAAGCGUUAGAGGGCAAGGAACAUAGUCGGCCGGAUAGUUCGAAAUUUCGGUUUUGGGUGAAAACCAAAGCUUUCACCACAAAACGUCCAACUGAGUUCAAAGAAGCUGCUGGUGGUCAUCGGCAGCUCGAACCACUCCCUCCUAACGCUGUUCUCUCCGAUAAUCCCAGCCAAGUGGACCUAUUUGUAGCUUCAACCACAAAGGACUUUGGCAAACGCACCUAUCGCAAGGUGGCCGUGGUGGAAGAAUUCUUUGACAUUAUCUAUAAUGUACAUAUGGAAUUGGGUGGACGUAGUGGCAUGCAUGCCGGACAAAAGCGCACUUAUCGCAUAAUUACCGAAACAUAUGCUUUUCUACCGCGUGAAGCUGUCACACGUUUUCUGUCUAUUUGUCCAGAAUGUAAGAAGAAUUUGCGCGCCACUUCGCCGGCCACAUCCAUCAAUCCACCGGAAGAUUGUGGCAAUGAAAGCUCAUCGGAGGUUGAAGGUCUCAAUUACUCAUCGCAUACUGAAAGCUCAGUGGAAGCAGGACCAACGAAAACGCUAACAAAAGGAGCAGCCAGUAGCAUAACCACUGCACGCCCAGUGGUGCCACUGAAGCGACGCUACUCACAGCUUGAGGAAGCGUCUGAUAAUACUAAAUUUUUUCCAGCAUCGCAAUCAAUUGCACGUGCUUUGCUUACAGCACCGUCACGACAGCCUCUGGCAGCGCCAGCCUCGCUACCCAGAUCUAGCUCAACAGAUACAGCAGCAGCACCCAUUAUUACCAUCGAUUUGGUAUCCGAAAGAACGGCACCUACUUCUAAGCCGACAACGACAGGGCUUGUCGGGCAACCGAAAAUACGCAUUAAUCCACAAUUGCAGCGUCCUUUGACUCCGCCUCCUGUGCCGAUUUCAGUUUCUGUUUCGGCAACCGUCUCGUCAACAUCGGCAUCGCCGUCACCGUUACCAUUGGUGGUGCGCGAACCGGUUACGCAUGCGCCGCCUCCUUACCUCGGCUAUCAUCCCCUUUGUUUUGAUAUGAAUUUCUUAAAGACACAUGAGAGCUUCUUUCGCUAUUAUGAAAUGAUGCGUCGUUUUUAUGCCGGCGGCUUUCCAUUGCCACUCCCACCGAUGCCCGCUGAGUUUACCAGCGCUGCUGAGUUGUUAACCCAUCAGCGUGAUUCCAACUCAGGUGUAUCGCGUGGUGCAGGUAUUAUCCAAGCUGCUGGCAAUGUAAAGCAGCCCGCUGUUCAACAAGAAUGCUCAGCAAUGCCAGAAAGGCCCUCCAUUCACACCAAACCCAUUGAUACUCAAGAACCUUUAAUAAAAAAAUUCAAAAGCUCACCAGAAAGUGCGAAAACCUUAAGACUGCGCACCAACCCAACCGAGUCGCAAGCUCAUGAGACCACAUUUGUCAGUGCUGUUGCUGCUGCGGUAGCUUCGUCCACUGCUGCUGAGUUGGAAAUGGUUACCGAGACAAUGGCGCCACAGCCACCACUAUCCCCUCCUCCCACACAGCUCAGUGCAAUUAAUCUAUCAACAACUUCUACUUUCAGGUCUACACGCUCGAAUGGUACAUCAAUGUCACACACAAAGCCGUUGCCAACUAUGCCGCACAUCGUCAUACCAACAACACCACUAACAUUGGCGUCGUCAGCGCUGUCAGAGCUUGUCACCUCCACACCCACAGCGGUCAAAAGCAAUCUGUCGUCGGCACUUAAGUCCGCCACAACCGAAGUGAAAGCUUCUUCGUCCAAAUACAAGCCGUCAGGCGGUGCUGAUAAUCGCCCAGGGUCUUCGUCAACUUCGCGUUAUACUUCGCGCUUGCCGCCAUUGGAUUUGGAGCGUUUGAAACCGAUCACUUCGACAUAUUUGCAAUUGACACGCAGCAUGGGCCUAAGCGAUGAGGAUGCCUUGCGCUUUGACAACCUGUUCUUCUUUUCUAUGUCAUGCUUGGCUUGA